Alternaria burnsii is the source of this 894-nucleotide messenger RNA. Its product is annotated as carbon-nitrogen hydrolase. Bases 1 to 894 code for a protein of 297 amino acids. The record is from RefSeq and is a predicted model, not a curated record. Gene Ontology annotation, molecular function: omega-amidase activity. NCBI's taxonomy places the organism in Eukaryota, Fungi, Ascomycota, Dothideomycetes, Pleosporales, Pleosporaceae. Gene Ontology annotation, biological process: L-glutamine metabolic process; oxaloacetate metabolic process. Gene Ontology annotation, cellular component: mitochondrion. The transcript has a single exon.
AUGGCAUCACUGCUGAAAAAGUCCCUGAAGCUCGCGCUCAUCCAACUCGCUUCGGGCGCUGAUAAGACGGCGAACCUUACAUCCGCACGCCAAAAGGUUCUCGAUGCCUCGAAAGCCGGCGCAAAACUUGUAGUGCUUCCCGAAUGCUUCAAUUCGCCUUACGGAACAAAGUACUUUGACAAGUACGCCGAGACACUGCUCCCGUCCCCGCCAUCGGAAUCGCAAUCGCAGACAUUCCACGCGCUAAGCAAGUUGGCAAAAGAGGCGGGUGUAUAUCUUGUAGGAGGAAGCAUACCGGAGAGGGACAGCAAGGAUACGAAGAAGCUAUACAACACGAGUCUGACGUUUGCGCCCAGUGGAGAGCUGCUUGCAACUCACCGCAAGGUGCAUCUGUUCGACAUUGAUAUUCCAGGGAAGAUCAAGUUCAAGGAGAGCGAAGUGCUAUCGCCAGGCAACAAGAUCACUUUGGUUGAUCUACCAGAGUACGGAAAGAUUGCGAUAGCAAUCUGCUAUGACAUACGGUUCCCCGAACUUGCGAUGAUUGCAGCAAGAAAGGGCGCGUUUCUACUACUGUACCCUGGCGCAUUCAAUCUCACAACUGGUGCAUUGCAUUGGGAGUUGUUGGCGAGGGCCCGGGCAACGGACAACCAGGUCUACGUUGGACUGUGUAGUCCAGCGAGAGAUAUGGAGGCCGAAUACAAUGCAUGGGGACACAGCAUGGUUGUCGAUCCGAAUGCGGCCGUACUAGAACAGCUUGAUGAGAAGGAAGGUGUACUCAUCCGCGAGUUGGAGGCAGGAAAGAUCGAAGAGAUCAGGAAGGGAGUACCGUUGUAUGGACAGAGGAGGUUUGAUGUGUAUCCUGACGUCAGCGAAGGUGGCCGGUUCAAAGAAUAG